Messenger RNA from Meloidogyne enterolobii, 390 nucleotides. The record is from the annotation of a GenBank genome assembly. Lineage: Eukaryota; Metazoa; Nematoda; Chromadorea; Rhabditida; Meloidogynidae.
UUCAGUUUGUGAGUUUUUCAAUUUUAAGACCUCUUUUUUUGAUCCUAAUAUCUUUGUGACCCUCCUAAUAAUUUCGUUUUUCCUAGGAUGCAAACGACUACAAGAUGCUCAUUGUACACAUUCCAACGACAACGCCACCGACUACUUCAACGACCACGGAGGAUCCGCCAACGGAAACAUCAGACACGACUGAAACGACAGCUGAUUCUUCAUCCGCAACUCCGCCUACGACCGACAACGGCUCCACUUCCAUCAAAACGACAUCUCGAACAACGACAAAGCCCCCGGAACAACAAGAGCGUGGCGGAGGUCUCUACAGUUCAAUUGGCAUUGCUGCUGCUGGCCUCUCUGUCGGGAUCGUCAUUGCAGUUUUGGUCUGGUUCUGGAUGA